AUGUUAGCAUGGUAUAUAUUUACUAGUAUGGGUUUUUAUCCACUAGCCAGUUCAUCAACAUAUCUUAUUGAUAGUUCUGUAUUUGAUCGUAUUACAAUUCGUCGUAAUAAUGGACAAUGUAUACUUACAAUUAUUGUUCACAAUAAUUCAAUAGAAAUUAUCUAUGUUGAACGUGUUUUACUCAAUGGUAAAAUUCUAUCAAUAUUUCCUUUUAUCGAUCAUAUCAAUCAUCUUCAAUGUUCUACCGAAUCAUCAACCGUACAACUUGAAUUUUUCCUGUCAUCUGCACCAUCAUCAAUUGACAAUUAA
This is a messenger RNA of Rotaria sordida, 309 nucleotides long. Lineage: Eukaryota; Metazoa; Rotifera; Eurotatoria; Philodinida; Philodinidae. The record is from the annotation of a GenBank genome assembly.